Neodiprion fabricii is the source of this 972-nucleotide messenger RNA. RefSeq lists its product as uncharacterized. Lineage: Eukaryota; Metazoa; Arthropoda; Insecta; Hymenoptera; Diprionidae. Bases 144 to 632 code for a protein of 162 amino acids. The transcript has 3 exons. The record is from RefSeq and is a predicted model, not a curated record.
GCGUUGUGAGGUGAGCUCAGAACGCGCGUGAAGUCUGUACCAGCUGCUUUGCAAACCCGGAAGUUAAUUAAGCCCUCGUUGGAACUCGACUCGAUUUACAGUGUUAUAAUAUCCCGGGUUUUGGAGACAAGGAACGCAAAACCAUGAGAAACUUCUUGCUGAUUACGCUACUGGCUCUGAUAGCCCUUGAAGCAACUUUGGCAGCGCCUUCGGACCGAAAGAAGGAUGAUCUUACGAAAUCGGGCGGGGAAAUCCCGAGGAUUUCACACAACGUGGGCGUCAAGACGACCCGGAGGAGGAACGUGGGUCCCGCAACAAGUCCCGGAGUCCAGGGUCACGUUUUGCGGGAUGAAUCGGUUGGGAACAACGGCCACAUCGAGAGGGUCAGCCUCAACCGGGUUUCGGCUCUCGAUGGAAGCGUCGAUGAGGUCAAAGUCGAGGCUGGAAAAGCGGGAAUCUUCGCCUACGGAAUGCCGAAACGGAUCCUGGAGAACAACGGAUUUAUUGAACGCGUUUCUCACAUCGAGGAUGAGGAAAAGGGCGGAAAACGCGCGGCCAGAUCCGUUCAACAACUGAGGGAACAAUCGGCGUACCUCGAAGUUCAGGAAGCCAAGCUGGGGCGUGACUUCUAAGUUGAGGCUGAUUCACCUGCACGCGAUAUAAAUUCAUCCAGGAACUGUGCGUGAAAGAAAAAAGGCCUGAAGGUGAAGACAAAGAAAGUAAAACCUCUCUGUUCGUUACCAAAAAAUAAGAAAGUAUUACUUGAAUAUUCAUAGUUAUUAUCCUUGUAUUAUUAGUUAUAUUAUCAUAUAAGUAACAUGUAUACUACAAGAUGUAUAUAUAUAUAUAGAUUUUCGUAUUGUGUAAGCUAAUCGUAUAAAAAGAACUUUGAACAAGAUUUUAACUUCUGAGAAAUUUAUACUUGAAAAAUUUCUCGAUCUUAUGUAAAAAGUGAAUAAAACAGUAAAUAAA